Molecule: messenger RNA, 11181 nt
Organism: Amoebophrya sp. A25
Lineage: Eukaryota; Dinophyceae; Syndiniales; Amoebophryaceae
Source: the annotation of a GenBank genome assembly
GACGAAUCGAAAAUUAUAAUCAAGGAAGUUCUUGCGAAAUCCACUCUGAUCCAGUGAGUCAUUUAUGGUCCACUACCUACAGUAUAGAAAGAAGCUCCGUUAGCUCCUUGAAUGUCGAUCAAAUUCAUGACUGAAGAGUUAGAGCAAGAAAACCGAAAGAAGAGCUUUAGGAAGCUCUUUGAGUAUGUUUCUCCUUUUCUCUCUUCCGUAAUUAAGAAAGAGAACACCGGAAAAAGUUGAAGAGUAUUAAUCCGUGAUUUUUGAAUUUGUUGAAUAUCAGCGAAAAGAAUACCAAUAAAAAAGCCAUUGAGGCUCCUUAGCAGUAUCCUGUAUGAAUAAGGAGCAUGCUCAAUUAUUUUGGCAUCAGUAUGUAGGGGAAGGUAAAGUUUGUUACUACAUGCUUGCGCAUGCAUUAUGUUUUUGGUUUUUAUCAUGCACAAAAUCUAGAAGGUUCAGAUUGAUCUUAAUGCAUUUUAUUUCUGUAUUGGUCUAUUUGAUUCGACCGAGGAACAAAGGAGCAGACUGAUGCAGAUUUUCUUACUGAGAGCAUUUCAAUUCAAACUCAUCUUACAACAGCCUCCCUUGCUCCGUGUUCAGCGGUCUUUAGCCAUUUUUUAUCCCUGGUUCUAUAUUUCUUAUUCCAUUCAUUUCUAAGAAGUUGAAAAAAUCUUUGCCAAGAACUAUUUUAGUCAGCCCGUUGGCCUUGUUGCUAGCAGAUGGGAAGUAUAAUGGUCGCACAAUAUUCCUACUUACAAUGUCUCUUAUGAAACACUCCCUAAUGUCUAAGUGCUUUAGUCUGCUAGCUGUCCCGGAUUUAUUUAUAGCAUACUUAAGGCCUCCCUGAUUGUCAGCUUUCAAAGGAGGCGGGAAUAGUAUUUUUGGCUCCGGAAAAUAAAUACUGAGCCAGCCUUGUAGUGAUGUUAAAACAUAGUAAAAACGUAGAAUGGCCUUGGCUCCAUCUGUCAUACCAUAUAAUUCGGAUUCAGUCACUGACGUAGCAAUAUUGCUUUGCGUGAUAGAUUUCCAAUAUAUAGGAUUGCCAUUCAAAUUCACUACUAUGCCUGAGAUUCCUCUUCUGCCUAUAGUUCCACCGAAGUCAGAAUCCGUCCAGACAGUAAGGAUUAGUUUGUUUUGGAGUUGUUUACUACGAUUGAAAUACUUCAAAACUCUUCGAGUUCUUAAAUAUCUAAAUAUACGCUUAAGGGCUAGAAUAGAUUCGCUGCUCGCUUUAGCUUUUGCGCAAAGCUUUAGAGGAGUCACGAUAUCUAUUCGAGUAGCACUUGCUAAAUACUGAAGACAACCAGUAAGCUCCUGCUUAUGUUUUAGUAGUUCUAUAUCUUCAGGCGUGGAUGGAUUAGGCGCUUGAAGUAAAGGAGUAGAGACGUGCCUACCUAAUUCUCCACCAAAUCUUUCUAGUAUUUUAGUAACGUAGUCAUCUUGUGAUAGAGUGAAGUCGUUAGUUCUUAAAUUUCGAAUAAUCUUGAUCCCUAAUAAGUCACAUAUCUCCUGGGUAGUAUUCUUAGUAACUUUCUCAGGUAUUAGUUUUAAAAGAGGGCGAAGCUCUUCAUGUAGUCUCAUAACUUGAGCUUUUGGACCAAAAAACCAAAAAUUAUCUACAAACACUACUAGGAGGACGUCUUCUUUUUGCCAAAGGGUUGGCUCGCAUGGAUUGCGUUCCCAUUUAGCAUUAGUUAAUAUCUUAUCUCUAUGAUCUGACCAAGCACGUGGCGAUAAACGUAAGCCAUUGAGAGCAUAUAGAACUACGCCAUAUCUAUAGCCUAAAAGUUCUUGGAGUCGUUUAUCUAGGUCAACAAUAACAGGGAUCGGGUAUGGACUCUGAAGGAAAGCGGUUUCCGCAUCAGAUGACAAGAAGAAGAUGUCGGAGCACUGGCAUGCAAUACACAAGAGCAUACGGAUAAUGCAUAAAUCGGGAACUUCUGCAUAAGAUUCCGCGGGGUCACUAAUUUUAUCCAUAUAACCUAAACAAACAAUUCGAGCUUUUUUAGUUCCGUCCCGUUUUAUGGAGAGUAAUAAUUUGCAGGGAAUACCUCUGAACCCUUUUGCAAACCAUUGAAUAAGUUCUUUCUCCGAUGCUCUUCUGAAUACAUGCCAAUGGGCCUCAAUCUGUUUUCGAAUAGCAGCAGACCAGUCAGGUUGCGUUAGAUCGUAACCUGCGCAGUCAGCUGUAAUUGAUGCAACUUUGAAACAACACUCGUACUCACCUUCUUCCCAGUCAUGACAAAGGAACGGGAAAACAAGAGAACAGGCUACCUCAUCUUCUAGGGGGUCCUGUAUGUUCUUCUUGCAAUGUUCCAAAAUGUCAGAUGCAAUUUUUUGGAGGUGCUUUGCUUUGACUGUUGAAAUUUCGGGGCGUUUCUCAAUGAUUUCCCUAAUUUCAGUCAAAGCUUUCGCCCUGGUUUGUUUACGUUCUUUCCAGGCUCCACGUGUAGGACACUUUUUUACUUUGGCAGCGAUCUUUUUCAAUUCUUCUCCGUGCUCUGCUUUCGAGCGAUUGUAGACUUGAGCUGUGUAGUCUUUUGUAAGACGGAAUGGCUUCUGAUUCUUUUGGGCGUCCCCUCCAGAAUCAGUUUCCUCAGGAUUCUCUGAGCUGACGCGGUUAGUUGCAAUUGCUUCACCACUAAGGGUCCUCUCAAAAGCAACGGGGGUUUCGUCUUGCUUUGGUAAUCCUGGCGUCUUUUGAUCUUCCGGCGGGUUUCGUUUGAGGGACGCGCCUAGAUCUUUUUGACUACUGGCCUUCUCAAGUUUGAUUUGGACUGGUGCCAGCACUCGUUCUUCCACCCUUUGAUUUUUGUCCGGAGCUACUCCAUGCGUUUUGUAGAUUACACGCAAUAACGCAGGAGGGAGAUUGAGCUGCUCGAGUACUAAGUGCCUACGAAUAUGGGAAGAGUGUAUACGUUUGAAGUUGCCAUCAUGAUCCACCACGAAUGUUACAGAAUUAUCGUUCACCUGCCGAUGAAUCAGCUUCGCAGGCCCCAGCCAUGCCUUUUUAUCUUUGUCGAAAAUAUCGACAAGAUCUUCUAUCUCGAGCUGAUCAGAUUCAGGGAAGAAAUUCCGUUGGGUCUCAGUUAGCUUGCGCAUGCUGUUCACAAAUUGCUUGUCUCUUUUGAGUUUUUCAAUUUGUGCUCUUGCUUCGCAUCUCGUCUGAUAUGCCUCCCCUAUGGGCUCCAGCGAGAUUAUAGCUGGCUGAGUAGUUUGAUUUUCUGGAUCUUGCGGCUCUAAUUCAUAUGGGUUCGUGGCCCAUUGAACUUGAUAGGGGCAGAGUCCGUCAAGAGCCCUGGUGGGUGUCAUGUUGAUUGCGGCAGUUGCCUGCUCCACGAGUCCUGCGAUCCUGCUAGGCUGUUGACCAUAGAUAUAGUAUAGCUUUUCGAGCACAGCUCUGAAGGUUCUGUGCCUACGCUCAACUAUACCAUUGACCCAGCUAGAUUUCGGAAUUAAGAACAUACCAUAUCCAUGCAAUUGAAGAAAUUCAAGCACUUCUGAGUUAUCAAAUUCCUUACCUUGAUCACAUAGCAAAUUUUUGCCUAGAAUUCCUCUCGUUUUUGCAGCUUCUAAAAACUCAACAGUGUCUUUACCUUUAGGGUGAUGCUUUAGAGUUUUAGUAAAGCUAGCUCGAGAAUGGAAAUUGAUAAUAUGCAAUACGGCGUAUUGUUUACCAAGUGGGAAAAAAGCAUCAACGCUAGCAAAGUCACUCAGUGAUAGACCAUCGACUCCACCUACUUUGUGAUGAGGAAAAGCAUAGUUACGCAAUCUGCCUAAGUUAUGCUUACAGAAUUGAAUAACUAAUGAGCGACUUCUUUGCGUAUUUUCCACUUGUCGAACGACUUCCCAAAGCUUUUGAAACGUCGGAAAACUAAGCCGUGUCGCGAGUUUACAAAUUUGCUCCAUCGAGUUUUGUUGUCCAGUUGUACUCUUCUGGCCAGUUUUUCUAUAUUUCUUCGCAGGCUUAGGCUUGUUCUGGUUUAGUCUUUUCUUCUUCUUUUUCUUCUUCUUCUUCUGCUUGUUCGACUCUUGCUCCAUCUUCGGCUGUACUGCUUCUAAAAGUUGUGAAGAAGAUGAGUCCACUUGAUUUGUGCUAGUGCUGCUGGUAGGGGUUGACUUGUUCAGAUUUGUUGCUAGUACUAGUGGCGAACUAGUUUGAUUCAAGUCGUAAACGAAUGCACUUCUAUAGUUCUCUGAUUCUUGGUCUUUUAUAUGUGGGAUACUUUCUCCCAGGUAUGCUUCGAUAGUUCGUAAUCUAGUUUGCAUUUCUUCAUUGAAGAACUUAUAUAGGACGAUAGUUCUUCUCUGCCACUCUUUGCUCAUUCUGGGAAUUAUUUCCGUUAUUGCGGCAGAUACGCUCGUACUGUCCAGAUCGACUUCGAAUGGAGCUAGUUCUGGAUCAUAAGAGUAUGGCCUCUUGUUAGCGUACUCGUCAUGACUUGCGUGGGCUAGUCACAGGUUCGCCAUGAGGCUGCUUACAUCUUGCACUACCAUCGCACUCGAGUUUUGUAGUUCGCGCUUUUUGACUUUUAACUUCAUCAUUAGCACGCCGCAACGGAUCUCGAGUGGGCAUCCCAUGCACUUGCCGUUUACUAAAUCUGGAACUAUUCCGGCUUGUAGCAUUUUCGUCAUCGAGAGAAUUGUCUUCCCACCUAAGGACGCCACAAAGAGAGUAUCCGGAGUACUCCACGAAUCGUCCUCGGCGAUCAUCUUUCCUUUGAGCGUAGCGACUGCUCCGGUAUCACUUGCUGUCGCCAAGUUUUGAUGACAAUACUCAACUUCCCAGAUGUUUGAUAAGUCUCCGGUAAGAUGUUGAGACGAGCCAGAAUCUAGGAUUGCCCAGAUCUCAUUGCUAUUCUGCUGAUUCACCGUCUCGAUGUGAUACGAGAGCGCUUGAGCGUUUUGUUGAUCUAAAGUAACAAACGUCCUGCCCUUGGUCCAUGUCGGCACGAACUGCGGAGGCUGCUGCAGUUGUUGCUGAUUAGGCUGCAUCUGCUGAGUGCUCUGCGUGAAAAAGGCCUGAGCACCUUGUUGCUGAUAUGGAGUAGCUGGCGCAGUCGGCUCGUACGCAUACUGCUCUGGAUUGUAAGUAGCGUAGGCCGGAGUGCUAUAGUUGUACUGUAGCGCUUCAGUCGACUGGUCUUCAGCAUAGUAGCUUUCCUCAGCGCCUGUGAAGAAGUUCUGAGAUGGAUUCGAAGAAGAUGCAGACGAUGUCGUGGGCCAAAAUCCUCUGGCUUGUUGUGGAUAUUGUCCCUUGCCGCCUUGUUUCGAGGAUUUGAAUCCUUUUCCCUUGUUCUUUGACGUUCCUCGAAAGUUGCUACUACUACUGCUGCUCACAUUACUGCUACUGGCGAAAGGAUGUCUUCCUUGAUUCUGUCCUUCUUGCGAUGUACUCCAAAAAGUAGACGACGACUUAUUGUCUUUUCCUCGUUUGCCAUCGCCUUUCUCGCCUUUCUUCUUGUUAGCAUGGUGCAACUGUUCAGCUUUUGCUACAGAAUUGGCCAGUUCUGUCAUGGUGGUCGGCUUCUCCAUGAUGAUUGCAUUUUUGAGACAGCCGCACGAGUUACUUUUGAACAUUCGAAGCUGCUCGAUGAUCGGACAUUUUUCGACCUGUACACUGGAAGAAAUAGCUGCCCAUCUUUUGUAGAACGACUGCGGUCUUUCGUUCUUUCCUUGCGUCAUUGCUUCCAACUGUGACACGGCGAUAUCAAAUGCCUCGUGUUCCGUCGCGUAGGUGUCUCGAAUGUGUUUAACUCGCUGCGCAAUUGAUGCUAUUUCCUGCGUUUCGGCUCGAUUCUUAAUCUCGAGGUAUCGAUUAAGCGUCUGGGCGUGUUCAAUGCGCGCUUCGAUACUCUCACACACUUCGGCGAAAGUAUAUUUUGAGAGUGCGAGAUUGAUCCAAGAGCGGAAUGAAAGCUUCUCAUCCUUGUAUUUGGGCACGCGCUUCAAGUCCGAUGCUUCUUCAUGAUUGGCGUGACUUGUGCCCUUUCUUGAGGCUUUUGAUGAAGCAGCUUGCUCAUUUUGUAACUCUUUGCCUUUGAUCUCCAGCGUUUCUCUAUCGUCUUUUAUUUCUUCUAUUAUUUUUUCUUCAUUAGUCUCUUCAUGUUCAUGAUGUUGAGCUUCAUCAAGUUCCACUAUUUCAGCCUGAUCAUUCAAAAGGCGACGCCUUUUCGUUGUCGAGAUUGCUGUGCUACCUUGAUCAGCAGCACCAACUCGUUUAGCGGAGGCUUUUACCCAGACCUCUCCAGUUUCUGGAUCGGUCCAAGUAUUUUCUCCACCAACCAUCAUCUUGAACGCCACUGCCUGAGAACACUACAAAGGAAGAUACCAGCUACCUACUUCUACUGUUCAGAAGUACCUGCUCACUGCGAAAGCCCUUAGAAGGAACCACCUCGAGGAAGCCGGGCGCGUGAUUCGUUUCCUAUUCGUUCCCGAAAUCGUUCAGAUUUUUGACCUUUCAGCAUUUUCCGGCAGCGUUUUGCGGGUCGUUAUUUGGUCUAUGGACUUCGUUCGGGAAUGUGAGCGCCCUGGGCCUUUUGGUCGUGCUCACUGCAGGCAUCUGGUGGCAGUUUUUCCCUGAUAUUUUUCUGGUUGUUGAGGUGUGUCGGGUGAAGGUCUGCAGGGGUUUACCGGUGGCGUCGUUGCCCUUUGGUCGAUCGGGUUUUCGUUUUUGUGUUUUAUCUCUUGGUCUGGUUGGUGUGGUUUCUUUCGUGUUCGUCUUGAUGUUUUGUCUAGGUGGUCCUCUUGUGCAUGGGUUGGGGUGGUUGUGUGUUCUCUGGUUCUUGUUGUCUGGGGCAGAUCUAUCAGGGGUGGGCCGCCUUCCUUCUAUCUUCGACGUCAUCGCGUGUGUGUGAUGGGGGGCAAGCGCAAGGGCGUCGCCGGAAAAUGAUGGCCAUGGGUUGCAGCGUGACCUUGGUUGGUUGCCUUGCUUCACCCGUAGGUAGCGGCAACGACGCGCCCGCCAUGGCCUCACACAUGACACCACCGAAGACCCUCAGCCACGGGCCCCCCUUUAGAUAAACAAGACUCACACAACAAACAAGAGGAGCCCCCUGGCCUUUCCCCCUUUGUUAACCUUCCCCACCCUGUGUGCAGAUGCAAUCUAUCACCGCAGGGCUUGCGUUCUUGGUUUUUCUGCCUUUCCUCCUGUGGUUUUCCUUCCGGUUGUUUUCUGCUCGUUCACGGGCCCCGCCUUGCGUGGUGGUGUUUGUCGGGUCUACUGUCGCACGGCAACCGAAGGAGACGGAAACGAGUAAGCCCACCGAAGGUUGGGCACGGUUUUCAUGCAUGGCAUGGGGCCCCUCCGUCUUGGGACAUGUCCAACCAAGUCGCGAAGUGGGGACGUGGUUGCGUGGGGGGUCACUGCUUCCAUCCCAUGCGCAGCCACGCAGAUGAGCCUCCGCGGGUGUGGGUUCUAUCUUGAGUGUUGGGCCAGGCGAUGUCUGACCGAAGAGGGACAACGCGCGCAACCCCUACCCCAGCAGCCGUCUCCCCCUUGCGCCCAUGGUUCUUGCCUGGUGUGGUGGGGUUCCGUAGACUUGUCGACACCUGCGAGGCCAGCCGGCUGGGCACCUAUUAGGGGGGAGCGUGCUCCAAUCCGCGCACCACUUGAGCCGAACAAGACGCGAAGGCCCCCGAGGUUUCAUCCGGUUGCGGAAUUCGAUGGGGCUAAAAAAAAACCAAAAAAAAACCAAAAAAAAUCGAUUUUUUCUUAUCCUGUUAAGAAUUUCCUGUCUUUGCAUUUUUCUCCAAAAAAACGCACCAAACCCACUCUGUAGACCGAUCGGAAAAGCCAAAAACACUAAAAAAUUUUUUAACGUUUUUUGUGUUUCUGUAAGCGGUCCAAAGUGCCACUUUUUGGCGCCAUCGCUCCCCGAUUUUGGCGACGUUUUUGUGCUCUGUGUCAUGCAGGUUUGGAGACUCCGGGACCCACAAAAAAGUGGGUCCCGGAAAUUCCUUUCAAAAUUCGUUUCAAAAUCGUUUCAAAUUCGUUCGAAAUUCAUUUCAAAAGGGCCAGAAAAGCCGCGGAAACCAGUGCGGUUCCGCGGUCUUUUCUGGCCCGCUUGAAAUGAAUUUCGAACGAAUUUGAAGUCAUUUCUUUGACGAAAAAAUCGCGAAAAAUCGCAAAAAAAUUCCAAAAAGAAAAACCUCGCACGACCUCGAGGCAACCAACCCCCCCGACAUUGAGCCCAAAAAGCACCCCAAAACUGGGGAAAAUUGUGGCCAAAGGUCACACCGUGGACCGACUAGAAAACGGCAAAAAAGUCGAAAAAGGCGCGCAGCUUCUCCGAUCUCCUUGACCGUCCUCCGAUUGAAUCGCACAACGCUGGCGCACCGUUUUGAAGCAAAAAGCGGAGACGCACAGUGCGUCUGCUAGUGAGGUCAAUGGCCUCGGGCCCUUCAUUUUUCCCCUUCAGGACUCACCCGGGCCCUAGGGCGACGCCUUGGCCGCCCCUUCUUCAUGCCCUGGCUGACCCAGCCCAAGCGACCCACAUAGAUACACACGCACGCCUCCGCCCCGGUUGGUGGACUGACACACAACCGACCGGCCCCUCCGAUUUUCAGACGUCCCACCCCAGAACCGGCCACCAGCUACGAUGAAUGAAGAACCACGAACAUGCGAACCCGUCCCCGGCACCCUGUGCACCCGUCGGCAGUCCCCGACCCACCACAGCACACCCGCGAACCUGGUCCAAGUCUGGGAGCUGCUCUUACACAUGCCAACCACCUGAAACAACAAACAAGCAACAGGCACCAACAUGAAGGCACCCCACCACCAAACCACACCACCCAAGGGCACGCCCGCGAACUGCGCCAGAGCCGACACGCAAGAGCCUCACAGCAGCACCCCGCUGCCGAGAAGCUAGCACCCCGAUGCGCCUGGCCCCUCGUGGGCUUGCAGAGUGCGAACAAAAUGAAGAAAAAACCACAGACGAAAGCGCCAACACCUCCAGAGCAAAAAACUAACGAACGAGCAGGAGCCCACUGCUGAAGAAAAAAAACCACACACGGCCGGCUAAACAAACUGACUGACACAUCCACGGGGGUACCCCCUGCGCCGUUGCCGUUAUAUAUUUUAGGCGCCGGGCACCACACACGCACCCACACCAAACACCCACCCCAGGGGGGAACUGACUGCAAGGCCGGACGUGGUGACCCCUACGACCGAGGCGACGAGGGUGCGCUGUCAUGGUGUGGGAGUGUCGGCGCCCCGUGCUUGUUGCCGAUUUUUGUGGUCGGUCUCCCUCGGUCGGUCCGUUAGUGGCAGGCUUGGGGAUUAUGAGCAAAGCCCAACGAAGUUGGGGGGUUGGCUAUGUUCCUGCCCCACAGAGGAGAAACCAUCCCAGCGACGGGCCCACAGGAUCGAGAUGAGUGACGCAGGGCCCUGCCCGAUGGUUGGCCGCCGACCUCUGGGGGCCAACUACCUCCGGCGCCGUCUAUCUCUUUCGCAAGUUCCGCACGCAGAUAAAGCGCGUCAACAACCAGGAAAAUCCCGGAGAAAGUGCCCCCGUGUGGGUUCUUUGUGGUAAUUUUGGAAGCCUCAAAGAACUGCUACCGGCCGAACGGAAUCCACAGGGCAGACGAAGAGCCCGAAAAGGCCGACAAAAGUGACGGCGGGCCAAAUUCCUGAACGAUUUCGGAAACGAAUAGGAAACGGCUGAGAGGCUUAGGAACCUCGAGGGGGUUCCUUCUAAAGCCCCAGAAGUUUCCGCGCUUGUUUGCGGUUGGCUUCGUGUUCGGCGCUCUUCGUAUUUGUGACGUAUCGCCAACAAGAACAGGCUAAGGCAGAUUCUGCUUCGUGGCGCGCUAUCGUACUGAUGUCGCGGGAACGGUUGCGACCCAGUAGGUUCACAAGUUUCUGUGCUUCGUAGCGUAAAGCCUUCGAGGUUGCUCUCCCUUUCUGCCUCUUGAUGUAGAUUGGCGCGAUGUAGUUCAAAGUGGACUCUUUGAUGAAAAUUGGUGGUGUUUGUACUUUCCAAAGACAAAGGUAGACUAGUAGCUUGUAUUCGAGGAAAGAUGUAAUUUGGUGCUUGCUGUUGAUGUUCUUCUUCGAUUUGUUCGAGUUGUACAAGUUUACUAUUGUCUUCCACUGUUCUCGCACUUUCUUCUUCCGUGCUUCAAAGUCGAGGGGAGACUUGCCAAAGAUGCUCGGCAGGAUGUUGCCGCCCAGUAGAAGCUGAAGCUUAUUUUGGGUAUCCCAGAAAGGACCAGCGGCAUCCAACGACGAAAUACCGACUCGAUAAUUUGGCGGGUCUGGAAGUUCGAAGACCAUACUUGAUGUCUAUGCCUCUUCUACCUAAACAAAUAAGCGCAGUACUAUAGUGUAUUUGGGCUCAUAACUCUGUCGAUCAAAUUCAUGACCGAAGAGUUAGAGCAAGAAAACCGAAAGAAGAGCUUUAGGAAGCUCUUUGAGUAUGUUUCUCCUUUUCUCUCUUCCGUAAUUAAGAAAGAGAACACCGGAAAAAGUUGAAGAGUAUUAAUCCGUGAUUUUUGAAUUUGUUGAAUAUCAGCGAAAAGAAUACCAAUAAAAAAGCCAUUGAGGCUCCUUAGCAGUAUCCUGUAUGAAUAAGGAGCAUGCUCAAUUAUUUUGGCAUCAGUAUGUAGGGGAAGGUAAAGUUUGUUACUACAUGCUUGCGCAUGCAUUAAGUUUUUGGCUUUUAUCAUGCACAAAAUCUAGAAGGUUCAGAUUGAUCUUAAUGCAUUUUAUUUCUGUAUUGGUCUAUUUGAUUCGACCGAGGAACAAAGGAGCAGACUGAUGCAGAUUUUCUUACUGAGAGCAUUUCAAUUCAAACUCAUCUUACAACAUUGAAUACUGCCCGUUGGCUUCGACAUAAGGCCAGGGUGGAGCGCAUGAAGAUGCUGCAUCAUGGGAGGCGCAGUCGCGUCGAAAAGGACGAUAGAAAGUGCAGGAGUGGCAUUUUUACAACGAGGGAGCAUUAGUAGAGAAAAUGCAGUCGGAUCAAGACCCAGGGGAAAAAAAGUACAUGCAUCCAAGAGAAAUUGUUCAACAUAACCUUUGAAACAUCAUGAGAAAAAGACGAGGAGAAUCAGCAGGAAGAACAAAGAAACAACUAGCACCUGGAGUCACAUCCAGCACAAGGUCGAUUCUAGUUUUGAUAAGAUAUCAAUAUUGUGAUCAACAUGAAGGUUCAAUAGUAUACACAGAUACACAUUAUACAU